AUGCAGACCACCGCCCUCGCCCUCCUCCUCGCCGCCGCCGCCGGCUCCGCCCAGGCCGCCAUCACGUUCAAGCAAUUCCCGGCCACGGGCAUCGCGUGCCCCAACAGCGACGCCAGCGCCGACCUGAUCAGCGACACGGCGGCCCUCAAGGCCGCCGCCGAGGCCGCCAGGAACGACGUGCCGGUCGAGGAGUCGGCGGCCAACAUCGCGUCCGGCCAGUGCACCUCGCUGAAGCUGCCGUAUUACGUCACUAGGACCAAGCAGGCGAAUGGCGAGGCGGCGGGUCUCUUGAGCUUCGCGUGGGAUGCGGCGAGCGAGACGAUUUACUACUGCACUGCGCAGGGUCUGUUCAGCACGAGCGGUAAUGGGUAUCCCGACAGUUGCAAGCGGAUCUGA
This is a messenger RNA of Diplodia corticola, 396 nucleotides long. RefSeq lists its product as uncharacterized. The transcript has 2 exons. The record is from RefSeq and is a predicted model, not a curated record. The coding region runs from base 1 to 396 and encodes 131 amino acids. Lineage: Eukaryota; Fungi; Ascomycota; Dothideomycetes; Botryosphaeriales; Botryosphaeriaceae.